UGCAGCUCGAGCACCUUCAGAGGGAAGCACACCAAGCUAACAAGCUAGGAAGAAAGUCCCUUGCAUCCGACCAGCGAGUGACGUGACGCUUGGAUCUCCAUGGACGGCAAGACGCCUCAUCUGCUCCCUCCGAGCGAGGCCAAAAAGGAGAUCCGGGAUGACGUCCCACUGGUCUGCGCAUGGGCGCUCAUCAACGCCUUCAGCAUCGUCUCCGGAGCAGCAAGCGGCUACACAGCCGCCUACUUCCGUAUCGCGUGCAUCCAGUCCUCCUUCAUUCUGCCGUGCAUCCAGCUGACGGACGCGGAGGAAGCCAGGCUAAUCGCCCUCUUCGUCGGGAUGCUGUGCUGCGCCGCAUCCCAGGCGGCCGCGGCGGCGCUGGCGCUGCUGCUCCCGCGCCACCGUCGCUGGCCCCGCCGUGCCCUCGCCUACCUCGCGCUCGCGGUCACCAUCCUCUUCCAUUGCAUGUACGCCAGCACCAUCUGGAUCCUCCACGCCGCCGACUCAGGAUACAUCUUGGGCAGGAUCUACUACACCGUGAUCAUCUGCUUCAUGGUGGUGUGCGACCUCCUCAGCUGCGUGGCCCUCCUCCUGGAGGUGAUGGGCGGCGCAAGCAUGCAGUGCGUAGCCUAGCCUGUGGCUUCAGCUAGCUGCCUGCAAAGGGAUGAUGUUCGUGAAUCAGCUCAUGAGGUACCCAUGGAUGAGAGCCUAGUUCUAGGGAAUAAUGUAGAUUGAUGGGGUACUAGUGCCGUAGUAUUUGUGAAUCUUUAUGAUGAUACUUCCUGCAUUUUUAUUCUAGGGAAUAACGUAGAUUGAUGGGGUACUAGUGCCGUAGUAUUUGUGAAUCUUUAUGAUGAUACUUCCUGCAUUUUUAAUAAAAUGACCGCAUGCAUCAUCAUGAUGCAGAGGCCGGGGUAUACCUUCAUUUCCAAAAAAAAGUAUUUGUGAAUCUAGUGUUAAUAUCCUGAUCGACUCUAGUAGUUACUCCAUUUGGGCUACACUGGCUAUAUAAUUAGACUGGAUGGAUUGUGGUUACUGUAUAAUUAGACUGGAUGAAUUGUGGUUAUGUUUGAUGUAUUCACCUUUUCUCUA
Triticum dicoccoides is the source of this 1089-nucleotide messenger RNA. RefSeq lists its product as uncharacterized. The transcript is spliced from 3 exons. The coding region runs from base 100 to 630 and encodes 176 amino acids. Lineage: Eukaryota; Viridiplantae; Streptophyta; Magnoliopsida; Poales; Poaceae. The record is from RefSeq and is a predicted model, not a curated record.